CCGUCCGCCGCGCCCGGCUCCCCGCCCCCCCCCCCCGCGAACUCGGGUCCCCCGCGCCCUCUAGAACGCCGGCGUGGCUGUCGCACUUCGAACCCCCCCCACCCCACCCCCCGCCCAUCCAUCCAUCCUCGCCUCCGGGAGCCGGCGGCCGCGUCUCCCGCCAGCCUCCGGCCCCCGCAUCAAUCAUUAACGCGGCGGCCCCGAGCGGCGGCUGCAGCCCAAGACGGGGGUGGGGGAGGAGGGGGAUGGUAGACGACACGAGCCAGGGGACACCUCCAUCCCCCGCCGCGGCACAGACACCCUAACCCCGGGGGCCCCCGCCCUGCGCGGCGCCGCCCUCCCCCGCCGGCGCCUCGCGCACAUCCCGCCUCCCGCCGCCCGCCCCGCGCGCACGAUGCCCAGUCACCGCCGCGCCGCCGCCGCCGCCGCAGUCAGCCGCGCCACCGCAGUCCCCGCAGCGCGGCCGGCCGCGCGCUGACACACACACACACACACACACACACACACACACACACACACACAGGCACACACAGGCACACACGCACACGCGCGCACACACGCACCGGCGAGCCGCGCGCAGCCGCCGAGCUCCCGGGCACGGCCGGUUCCCCGAGCCCCCGGGCCGCGUCGCCAACCUGCGGCCGCGGCCCCGCGCCCGCGCGCGCGCGCCCCCGACGCUCCGACGGCCCCCGGCGCCUGCGGGUCGCCUCGCGCGCUUCCUAACCCAGCCCGGGGCGGCAUGCCGCGGCGCUUGCAGCAGCGGGGCGCGGGCGCCAAGGGGCCGCCGGCCUCGGCCUCCAGGCGCUCCGUCCCCGCUCCCGCCCCCGCCCCCGCACCCGCACCCCGGAGCCCGCCGGCCCCCUCAGCCAAGCCGCUGCUGCGCUGGGACGAGGUGCCCGACGACUUCGUGGAGUGCUUCAUCCUGUCCGGCUACCGGCGGCUGCCGUGCACCGCGCAGGAGUGCCUGGCCUCGGUGCUGAAGCCCACCAACGAGACGCUCAACUUCUGGACGCACUUCAUCCCCCUGCUGCUGUUCCUCAGCAAGUUCUGCCGCCUCUUCUUCCUGGGCGGCAGCGACGUGCCCUUCCACCACCCCUGGCUGCUGCCGUUGUGGUGCUAUGCGUCGGGAGUGCUGCUGACCUUCGCCAUGAGCUGCACGGCGCACGUGUUCAGCUGCCUGUCCCUGCGCCUGCGCGCCGCCUUCUUCUACCUGGACUACGCUUCCAUCAGCUACUACGGCUUCGCCAGCACGGUGGCCUACUACUACUACCUGCUGCCCAGCCUGAGCCUGCUGGAUGCCCGGGUCAUGACGCCGUACGUGCAGCAGCGCCUGGGCUGGCACGUGGACUGCACCCUCCUCAUCGCCGUCUACCGAGCGCUCGUGCUGCCCGUGGCCUUCGUGCUGGCCGUGGCCUGCACCGUGGCUUGCUGCAAGAGCCGCACGGACUGGUGCUCCUACCCGUUUGCCCUACGCACCUUCGUCUUCGUCAUGCCGCUCAGCAUGGCCUGCCCCAUUAUGCUGGAGAGCUGGCUCUUCGACCUGCGAGGCGAGAACCCCACACUCUUUGUGCACUUCUACCGCCGCUACUUCUGGCUGGUGGUGGCCGCCUUCUUCAACGUGAGCAAGAUCCCUGAGCGCAUCCAGCCGGGCCUCUUCGACAUCAUCGGCCACAGCCACCAGCUCUUCCACAUUUUCACCUUCCUCAGUAUCUAUGACCAGGUGUACUACGUGGAAGAAGGCCUGCGCCAGUUCCUCCAGGCGCCCCCGGCCGCGCCCACCUUCUCAGGCACGGUUGGCUACAUGCUGCUACUGGUGGUUUGCCUGGGGCUGGUCAUCAGGAAGUUCCUGAAGAAUGCCGAAUUCAGCAGCAAAAAGUUUUUGCUGGAGAUCUCCCGGGUCCCCUCUUGCUGUGUGUCUUUGUCUUUAAGCAGAGGCCACUUGAGGAUAAAAUCACACCCGUAUCAUUUUCAGGUGCCACGAGCACUGGCAGUGGGACUUCCUACAUGAUAACACGUGCCAGCGUGCCAGCUCCCCUUCCUGUUUGCAAACACACCACAUACACCACUCAAGAUCAGGGACGCUCUCACUACAUGUUCCUGGCUGGAUUAUAUUGUGUCUGUUAAGACCGAUAAUGCUGUUUUAGGGCAAAUAUUUACUCAGUCUCUAUUUGCAUGGAGCUAACCAGGCUUGUUACACAUUUCAGGAGUAAUGUAGCUGUCAGAAUAAAACUCUUUAAAAAAAAAUAACUUUUUCAUAUUCUCCAUCUUGCCACAUCCGUUGGAGUCAGUUUGAUUGCAUUUAACAGUUCGAAAUAUAUGACAAAUUAUAAAUAAGAAUCCACUAUCUUCACACAACCUAUGUGGCAGUAAAAUUUUGAAGCGUGUUAUGAAAUCCGUUUUCUUGGUAGUCAUAAUCUAGGCAGCCUCUCCAAGAGCAGACCCUUGGAGUCGUGUCUGGGAAAUGACUGAUUUCUGUGUCUGUUGGCUCCUGGGGCUAAGGCUCAGGUUUAGUUGGCUAAAGGAGACCCUUUUUUUUUCCUCCCCUCCUUGCCACUCAGGUGAAGAAGAUGACCUUCCCAGAGAGAGGAAGUACAAACUCCUUCAUGUCAUGACUGGCUUGUAAAAAUAAACAUGAUCUUUUUUUCCACUGGCCAUACACGUUCCAUAAAUAGCCCAGGGAGAAAGUAUGGGGCUACAUAACUGUUCAAACUGUUCAGAGUGGCCUUCACCUGCUUCCAUUCAUAAACCCCGCCUGUAAGUGCGUGCAGUCAGAAACCGCUUAGCCUAAUCCAUCGUGCUACUUUACGUGGGAACCAUUGCUAAGAAGGUAAAGUUGGCAAGUUUUUCUGAUUUGGUGAUUUUCUGAAUCUGAGGGCUCAACAACAGUAAGCCAGGAUUUUUCAUCUUCCACUCUCCCAGCUAGCUAAUCUGCACAAAGCUAUAGUAGACAGGUAUGGUCAAAAUUACCUUUCAGGGGUUUUACCAUUGGCCGAAGGUGACAGAAUUCAGUCUUCAAACUGAUAUGAGAAGGCUCAGCUGUGUCUGUGUCAGGACUAUACGUUACACGGUCAGACUUAUAGAUGCCAAUUGGAUAUAUUGUGUCUAAUCUUGGGUAAAUAUAUUUAUUUAAUUGAAUAUAUAUUUGAUUUUGAAAAGGAACAAAAUAAGAGAUGGCUAUCUUUAAAAUUCGAUUACAAAAUCUUAAAAUGUGACCAGCCACUGAGAUGGUUUUCACCAUCUCCUUCUUCCUCUGUUAAGUUUGCCAUUGCUGACUGACUCUGAAGCAUCUUUGGCUGAUGUCCAUCCAGAUUGUCUUCGUGCAAUCUCCCUAGUGACUUCUGAACAUCUACUAAAUGUAAAGCAUUAAGCAAGGAUCCAUGCAUCCAUCCAUAUAACUGAUUACUUUUUUGUCUUACAGCAGAGGAGAGCAGUUUGGGUCUUUUCUCCUAUGGGUAUAAGAUCAGUAUGCUGGAAUCCUGUUUUAAUUAACAUAGUCAUUUAUCUGUAGCUUUUUACUUUUUUCUCUGUUUCUUAGCCAAAAAAAAAAAAAAAAAAAAAAAAAAAAAAAAACCUCGAAACUCUAACUUACAAUUCAGGUAUAAGAAGAGUCUAUCUGGAGAGACUUCAGAGUUUAAAGUUUUAUCACCACAAUAACCAUACGACUGAUGAUGAACUACUGGAAGGUUUAUAGCAUCCAACCGUUCUGAAGAGUGGUUCAUUCAAAGUGCCUAAAAUGAGGUGUAACUGAGUGGCUUUUCAUAGGUGCAAGAUCCCACAGGUGUGAGGGUAAAAUGCUUAAAUCUCAAAAAAGAUUUUCUUCUAGCCUUUUUAUUCCAUCUUCUAAGAUCCUUUUGUUGUACCCUCCAGGGGGUAUAUUAAAAAAAGAAACCACUUGUCAAUAAAGGAAUCAUAUAUAUAUGAUAUAUAUAUGUAUAUCAUAUAUAUGAUAUAUAUAUAUCAUAUAUAUAAUUGGCAGAAGAUGUUGGAAAGAGAGCAGGAGGAUUGGAAUCAAGCAGCCAGCAUGGACGGAGUUACCUGGUUGUAAAGUCCGUCCCUAGAAAAGCGUGCGCACUCUGAGGGUGUGAAUGCCCAAGCAGGUGGCAAGGCAUUCGAUUUGGCAUCUUAACAACAUCCUGAAGCUUUUGCCUGCAGCACUGGGUGCCAUGGGAUAUUUUGAGCAGUACGUUUAUCCCGUGGCUUAAUUUGCUUCCUUAAAAUUAGGGCAUAGGUCAAAAAGGCAUGAGGGCUAAUUGUGAAUCACAUUUUAAGUCAUUUUCCUGAAGGAUUGCCAGAAUUUGUUGACAUGUAUUUCCAGAUGAAAGCAAAUGAGUCCAGACAUCCUCAGAAAGGAAGCAUUGGAUUGCUGAAAUCGGAAAUUACAGGCUAUUCUUAUAGGAGGGACCAUGAGCCUUCCCAUUGACCUGUUGAAGUUUUCUUGUCAAUAAUUUUUCUUAAUUACAGAAUGAUUAUCAGUUCUUAGUCAUCAAAAAACCCAACAUAAAGUUUUGUUGUCAUUCCCCCAAAGAACAAAUGUAUUGAGUUUCUGGUUUGUGAAUUUCUCACUGAUUUGUAGGCUUUUUUGUUGUUGUUUUGCUUUGUUUUGUUUUUGCUUCUUAAGCAGCCUAUGAGCAAGCUGUAGAAAUGGGUAGCUUAGUUAUAGAUAAGGACCCAGAAUGCUCACUUGGCUAGUGACAGUAACAGGGUGUGGCUUUUGAAGCUCAGACGCACAACUGCAUGCAACAAUAUGCAGUUACUAUUUGGCCCAGAAGGCUAGCAGCCCCUUCUUUAAGCUUUAGGAAAUCCCUAUCGCCACCCAGUGUUACGCUUCUGAAUGUAACAUGGAAGCUUUAAUGCUAUUUGUUCUGAACAUGGAACAUGUUCUGAACAUGGAACAUUUCUCAAGGAAGUGUCUUGAGUGUGCAAAUCUGUUCUUGACUGUGUAAAAGUGGCAGGCCGUCCUCCCCAUGCCUUACAGCUCCCCAAAUAUGCAAUAAGUGCUUGCACUCAAGGCGGAGUCGUGAGGAGUCUUUAGCUGGUUAGUUAGCCAUGCCACAAAGACCCUUCUUCUCAUGGUUUACCACCACACUGAGGUAGGACACCGUGUAAAUAAACCCAGUUUCUGGGUUAAGUGUAAAGACGCAUUUCUUUCUCUUCUUCUGUUGGUUCCAUCUCUAUUUAGAAAGUAUAGUCUUUUUUAACUUGCUGGAUGCAAAAAUAAAUAAAUAAAAGACAAUUCAUGGGGAAAAAUUUUUAAAGUCAUACUUUAAUUUUAUAUUCCAAAGGUUUGUAAUAGCAAUUUGUUUGUUUAAAAAGCAAAAACAAAAAAAAACCAGGCCUUAGUACAGGUAUGAGAACCAGGGCUCUCUCUCAAAAGCCUCAUCUUUGUCUGGGCAUUUAAUCACUCUGAGCUCUCACCCAAAUGGGUCUUUCGAACUGUAAAUAUUGUGUAGUUGAAGAAAAAGAUAAUUUUUUUUUUAGAAGAAAAAGCAUCAGAUUCUAGAUGUGUAACAAGGCUAAGCAUAAAAGUCUCUUUUAUAAAAUUCUGCCUAGAAACUUCACUAAAUUCCAUUUCCUGGGAAGGCUUAGUGGCACAGGUCUGUCUCUGCCAGGUUGGUUUACUUUUCUGGAGCCAUGAGAGAAUUAUUCUACCCAAGCAACCGAGAACCCAGGCAAUAAGGACGUGUCACCAUAGUGAAUCAUAGAGCCAGCAGGAGCCUCACCCGGGGAACUCAGGUACUCAUUUCUUCCACGUGGAAACUGUUAACCCCAUCUAUUGUUGCAUAGACAAGAAAGCUAUCCAUUUGGGACUGUAGUGGGUUUUCCUUUUGCUUAGGCAUAUGGUAGCUCUGAACUUGAAUCUUCAUUCCAGCUUUCGCCAGCCCAUUCCAACCACCUUUGAAGCGUUUUACUUUACACAAAUCCAGCCUUGAAGACAACAGAUUCCUAAAAGGAUUCCCUAUGUGCUUAGGCAUUCAACCACCCGCCUUAUGAGGGUAUUGCUUGAGAGUCUUGUCUCUCUCCACGUUCUCGGGCAGAAGAAGGGGCAGAGGGAGGAUUUAACACGUCCAAUAGAAAGGUUCCAUGGGUUGUUUCUAGAGCUCCUUUAAUGGCGAUGGUGGAGAAAGAUGGGUGUGAAGAACAAUGCAGGCAUUUUUUUCCCACCGCUUGCUAAAUGAUUCUUAGGCCACCCUGACUCCAGCCCUCACCCUAAGAGCUGACUUAGGUAGAGAAGCGAGCCCAGGAGGUAAGAACUUCCAGCCCAGACUAUACAGUGUAGUCUGACGGAAGAUCAUGAUUUCAUCAUAAUUCCAGAUUUCCAGAAAAAUGAAGCAAAAUCAUCUUUAGACACAGACAUUCUGGCCAGCUCUGUGCAUGGGACUGGACUCUUUGCCUUCGUUUCCGUUGUACAGUUUGCUAAGAUUUUAGUUUUCUGAGACACUUGUUUUCUCCUGUCUUGAACAUGAAAAAAGAAAUCUGUGAAAAAGAUAUCAACUAUGCAUUUUGCUGAAAAACAAAUGUAUGAAAAAAAAAAGAAUAAACGAUUUAUAAGCACA
This is a messenger RNA of Meriones unguiculatus (Mongolian gerbil), 6554 nucleotides long. It is a transcript of the gene Paqr9, whose product is annotated as progestin and adipoQ receptor family member 9. The transcript is spliced from 3 exons. The coding region runs from base 740 to 2008 and encodes 422 amino acids. NCBI's taxonomy places the organism in Eukaryota, Metazoa, Chordata, Mammalia, Rodentia, Muridae. Gene Ontology annotation, molecular function: signaling receptor activity. Gene Ontology annotation, cellular component: membrane. The record is from RefSeq and is a predicted model, not a curated record.